Molecule: messenger RNA, 3418 nt
Organism: Microcebus murinus (gray mouse lemur)
Lineage: Eukaryota; Metazoa; Chordata; Mammalia; Primates; Cheirogaleidae
Source: RefSeq, a predicted model, not a curated record
UGGUGCCAAAAAAGUUGUGGACAACUGACGUAGAAAAUGAAAAUAGGUGUUUGUAGAUAUAGACUUAAGAAUAUUUCAAAUAAUAAGCUAGUUUGAAGGCACGGAAAUAUUAACAGAAACACUUAAAAGGAUGGGAAAAAUAAGACAGCUAAAGGUAUAACUUCGGAAAAUAUUCAUAUUUUGGAGCAGCAGAAAGAAGAAGAACCAGCAGAGAACCCAAUGGUAGAAAUACUGCCAGGGUUUGUUGUGACAGAGAAAUCUAUGAAGGAAAGUAUUUUAAGUGAGAUGCCUAUUUUAACCAGCUGCAGAGAUAUCAAGAAAUAUUGUAAAGAAUAUGCUUUAAUUUUUCUUACAUUAGUAAAUAAAACUGUUUAGAAAAUUUGACAUUCAUCGAAUGAAGAAAAGCAGAAAUUUAAUAAUAAUCCACAAGAAGAUAUAAUAUAGAAACUGUAGAAUUAUAUGCUCAGCUAAGAGUAAUGCAUACCACUGUUUCCUGUGACUAGAUAAAUAUUACCACAUUCCUUCCACAUAAAAGUAUGGAAGAUAGUCUACGCUUCUGAUAUCCAUGAUGUAUCUGGAUCAAAUUUAAUUUUAUUACUAAUUGAUACCAAUUUAAAAAAUCCUGGGAAGAAACUCCUUUUACUAUGAAGAAAGAUCACUAGCUGAAGCUAAGUUAUUGUAAGAAACCAGACGGUAUACAUGCCUCUGCACUUGAUAAAGUCAAGAAAGUUCUGUUAAAGUAUGAUAAAGGGGAAGAAAAUAUAAUAAAUAUACUAAAAGUAUACUAGAAGUAAAUAUACUAAAAAAUACUAAAUAUUGCGGAGGUAAUUCAGGUAAUCAUUACCUUUUGGAACCACAUGAUGUCGCUGUCUACCAAGAAGUUCUGGCGAGCCAAGACCCAAAGUCGUUCCUCUGACAGUAUCUGUCUCUGAAAGCCGGACAAUGGCAGACACCGCGGAAUUGGAUUAAUAGGCUGCAGAAAAUACAAUAGUUCAUCUUGAAACUAAAACAAGAUUUUCUGAUAGGAAACUAGUACUUAACAUGGUGUAUUCCUGUCGAGCAAACCCGGGAUCCCGGCGCCUGCUGCUCUCUCUUCUGCUCCUUGCAGCGUGGGAGGCGGGGAGCGGCCAGCUCCGCUACUCGGUCCCCGAGGAGGCCAAGCACGGCACCUUCGUGGGCCGCGUCGCGCAGGACCUGGGGCUGGAGCUGGCGGAGCUGGUGCCGCGCCUGUUCCGGGUGGCGUCCAAAGGCCGCGGGGACCUUCUGGAGGUGAAUCUGCAGAAUGGCAUUUUGUUUGUGAAUUCUCGGAUCGACCGGGAGGAGCUGUGCGGGCGGAGCGCGGGGUGCAGCAUCCACCUGGAGGUGAUCGUGGACAGGCCGCUGCAGGUGUUUCAUGUGGAGGUGGAGGUGAGGGACAUUAACGACAACCCGCCCGUGUUCCCAUUAGAAGAACAAAAGCUGUUUGUUUAUGAAUCCAGAAUGCCAGACUCACGCUUUCCGCUAGAGGGCGCGUCCGAUGCUGACAUUGGAGCUAACUGCGUUUUAACCUACAGGCUUAGCUCCAGUGAUUACUUCGCGCUAGACGUCAAUUCAAAGAACGACGAAAAUAAACUGGUUGAGCUUGUGUUAAGAAAACCCUUGGACAGAGAGGACGCUUCGGCACACAACUUACUGCUGACAGCCACGGAUGGAGGCAAACCUGAGCUUACCGGCACCGUUCAGCUGCUGGUCACCGUGCUGGAUGUGAACGACAAUGCUCCCACUUUCGAACAGUCUGAAUAUGAAAUAAAAAUAUUUGAAAACUCGGACAACGGAACAACAGUCAUCAGACUGAAUGCUUCUGAUCGGGAUGAAGGAGUGAACGCGGCAAUUUCAUACUCCUUUAAUAGCCUUGUUUCAACCAUGGUUACCGACCAGUUUAGCGUAGAUCCAAAUACUGGAGAAAUAGUGGUUCAAGGUAAUUUGGAUUUUGAACAAGUAAAUUUAUACAAAAUCCGCAUUGACGCGACGGACAAAGGUCACCCUCCGAUGGCAGGUCAUUGCACUGUGUUAGUGAGAGUUUUGGAUAAAAAUGAUAAUGCCCCUGAGAUUGCAUUGACUUCCUUAUCCUUGCCUGUGCGAGAGGAUGCUCAAUUCGGUACUGUCAUCGCCCUAAUUAGGGUGAACGACCUUGACUCAGGUGCAAACGGACAGGUGACCUGCUCCCUGACGCCCCACGUCCCCUUCAAACUGGUGUCCACCUUCAGGAAUUACUAUUCGCUGGUGCUGGACAGCCCCCUGGACCGUGAGAGCGUGUCGUCCUAUGAUCUGGUGGUGACUGCGCGGGACGGGGGCUCGCCUUCGCUGUGGGCCACCGCCAGCGUGUCCGUGGAGGUGGCCGACGUGAACGACAACGCGCCGGCCUUCGCGCAGCCCGAGUACACGGUGUUCGUGAAGGAGAACAACCCGCCGGGCUGCCACAUCUUCACGGUGUCGGCGCGGGACGCGGACGCGCAGGAGAACGCGCGGGUGUCGUACUCGCUGGUGGAGCGGCGGGUGGGCGAGCGCGCGCUGUCGAGCUACGUGUCGGUGCACGCGGAGAGGGCAAGGUGUACGCCUGCAGCCGCUGGACCACGAGGAGCUGGAGCUGCUGGGGUUCCAGGUGAGCGCGCGCGACCGCGGCGUGCCGCCUCUGGGCAGCAACGUGACGCUGCAGGUGUUCGUGCUGGAUGAGAACGACAACGCGCCAGCGCUGCUGGCGCCUCGGGCUGGCAGCACGUUUGGCGCUGUGACCGAGGUGGUGUCGCGGAUGGUGGGCGCGGGCCACGUGGUGGCGAAGGUGCGCGCGGUGGACGCGGACUCUGGCUACAACGCGUGGCUGUCGUAUGAGCUGGAGCGGCGGCGGGAAGCGCGCGCAGCCCGUUCCGCGUGGGGCUGUACACCGGCGAGAUCAGCACGACGCGCGCCCUGGACGAGGCGGACGCGCCGCGCCAGCGCCUGCUGGUGCUGGUGAGGGACCACGGGGAGCCCGCGCUGACCGCCACGGCCACCGUGCUCCUGUCGCUGGUGGAGCACCAGGCUCCGAGGCUCUUCGCGGGCGUUGGCGGUCCUGUGGGCCCGGAGGCGGCCCUGUGAUGUGAACGUGUACCUGAUCAUCGCCAUCUGCGCGGUGUCCAGCCUGCUGGUGCUCACGCUGCUGCUGUACACGGCGCUGCGGUGCUCGGCGCCGCCCAGCGAGGGCGCGUGCGGGCCGGGCAAGCCCAGGCUGGUGUGCUCCAGCGCGGUGGGGAGCUGGUCACACUCGCAGCAGAGGCGGCAGAGGGUGUGCUCUGGGGAGGGUCCGCCCAAGGCCGACCUCAUGGCCUUCAGCCCCAGCCUGCCACCGUGUCCAGGAUCAGGGGAUGUAGGCGAACAGCAAGAUUUAAAUAUCGAUCCUGAC